AUGAAUGUACAACAGCCACGCAUCAUUCUUCAAAAACUUGAAAUCAAUGAAAAGUUGGAUGAAAGCAAGCCUCUUCGACGUACAACAACAAUAACGACAAAACAAACAGGAGCAACAAUGCCCAGUCAAAAUCUCGACUUACCCUCUGAUUUUACGCCAGAUCUAAUUAAAGAACUAUUGCAAGAUGGAUGUUCAUUAAACGGUCUUGCUGGUUCAUCAGCAGUUCGACAACGUCGUGCAGCUGCUCCAUUGUCAUCUUCGUCUCGAACGCCAUUAAGCAAACGGCGAUAUAUUAAUGAUGAUGAGGAAGAAGAUGAUGCGGAUGAACGUAGUCAAUCGCCGAUUGGUAAUGAUGGCAAUUAUCAACAACCUAAAAAACGUAUUCGUCGAAAAGAACUAGAUAAUCCAUCAUUAACGAACAUUAAUACAACAAAACAUCAACAACCACCACAAGUAGCCAAAGAUAUUGAAAAACAACGAAUAAAAGAAGAGCGUGAACGUGAAAAAAUUGAACGUUUAGAAAAACUAGGUCGUAAAGCAAUGGAUAUUGAAGAUGAUCCAUUGGAGAAUACUGCUUUUCAACGUUUCGUUGAAUUAUUAGAUAAUUUCAUCGAUGAUUAUGAUCGAUACGAAGAACGUUUAGAUGAUUCAAUAAAAAUUUCACAAUCAUCACAAUCAGACACAGAAGAUGAAAAUUCAAUGUUAGAUGUUCUAUUAUCUGAGUCAACGUUAGAUGAACUAGCAACAUUAUCUGAAAAAUUAAAAUUAUCAACUUAUAUGAAUCGUAUUGAAAAAACAAAAUUAAAACGUCUAUUAAAAAUAAUAUCAUUUAGAAUAAAACAAGGCAUUAAAUUACAUCCAGUAUUAAAUCAUAAUAAACAACAACAAGAUGAGAAAAAAGCACAAGAUGAAAAUUUUGAUGAUGAAGAAGAAGAACGAUUAUGGCGAGAUAUUAUUAUUGAACGUUUAUUGCUUAGUGCUAAUGCUUGUGAGGUGGCUCUAAAUAUAAUGACUACAUUAAAUAUGUCAAAAGAAGUAUUUAUUGAACAUGUUAUAGAAAAUUUAGCAUUAUUUGUUAAAUCGCAGUUAACAAAAACAAUAUUUCCAGAAUAUGAUCCUGUUUACAGAAAUGAUUUACAAUCAAAGGAUCCAUUAUUAGCAAAACAAAAGCGUUCAAAAGUAUCUGGUUCAAGAUGUAAAAUGGUACAACUUCUUUACAAUAAAAUAGUAUCAUUAUUUCAAGGAUUAAUUGAUUUAGUACAGUUAAGCCGUUAUCCCGAUACAAUUAUCUUAUCUAUAUCAUCGUUUACUGUCAGCUGUAUAUUUGUUGAAAAUAUAAUGGAUUUACAACAACAUUCAAUUAGUAUUUUAACACAAAUAUUUGCUCGAUAUGAUAAACAUCGUGAUUCAAUAUUAGAUGAUCUUCUAUUAUCAUUAGUACGUUUACCAACAAGUAAAAAAAGUAUCCGCUGUUAUUAUUUAAAUUCCGGUGAAUCUAUUCAAAUGUUUACGGCAUUAAUUAUGCAUUUAAUUCAUUCACCCGUAUCCAGUGUUAAAAGUUUUGUACAAAUGACUACAGCAUCAUUGACGAUUCCUCCAAAACAAUCAUCCUCAUCUUUAAAACUGGUAACACAGCAAGCAGAUGAAAUUACUGAAGAAAUUCGUUUAUUAAAUACAUAUACAUUAGCACAAAAUUUAGCAUUUAAAUUUCUGACAGCAUUUUUUCGUACAUGUGGCAUGAAGCAAGGAGAAGAUGAUUAUCGAACGAUAUUUGAAAAUUUUUUACAUGAUUUAUUGAUAACAGCCAAUAAACCUGAAUGGCCAUCAUGCGAAAUUCUUCUAUCAUUAUUGAGUCGAAUAUUAAUGACAAAUUUUUCGAAUAAAACAAUAGCCAUCAAUAUUCGUUUACAAUCGUUAGAUUAUCUCGGUAGUGUAGCAGCACAAUUAAGAAAAGAUACAAUUGAUCCAAAUUAUUUAAAUUCAAAAGAUACAUUAUCCAGAUUAGAUGAAAUUGUUAGAAAGACAUUGUCAAGUAUUGAAACAGACGAGGAAAUAGCUGAAGAUACAAAUGAUCCAUUACGAUUUAACAAGGGACUUGUUAUUUAUCUAAAUGAAUUAAGCCAGAGUGAUAGAACAAGUCAUUUUGCCAAAAUGUUUUAUAUUGGUCAAUGGUUGCGUGAUUUAACUCUAACAACAGAAAAAUUAACUCAAUCAUUAACAAAGAGUAAAUCAAAACAGUCCACAACAAAUGAUAACAAAGAAGAAGAUGUCAAUAAUGAUGACGAUAUUGAAAAUGAACAUGUUAAAACAAAGACAUUGUCAGUCGAAGAGGAAAUUGAAAUAAAACAAAUCGAAAAACAAGCGAUUCUAAAAUUGUUAGCAUUGCCAUCGACCAUCGGUCUAAUAUCAUUUCAAAAACAGCAUAUACAUCUUGAUAUUGACUAUGAUGAUGCAUGUUUACUCAUUCGUUAUUUAACAUUAAAUCGACCAUUUUUACGGACAUUCGAUGUUUAUUUAAAACAAAUUGCAAAUAUAUUUCAAUCAGAAGCUGGUACAAAUAUUCGUAGUAAAGCUAUGAAAUGUUUAUGUACAGUUGUUGAAGCGGAUCCAACAAUAUUAUCGAGAAAUGAUAUUAAAUCGUGUGUACAAGUGGGUUUAACAGAUAAAUCUAUUAGUGUGAGAGAAGCAGCUAUUGAUUUAAUUGGAAGAUAUAUCGUUGGUAGAGAACAACUUGUGUUGCAGUAUUAUGAUAUUUUAUGCGAAAGAAGUUUGGAUACAGGUGUUAGUGUACGUAAACGUGUCGUAAAAAUAUUUCGUGACAUUUGUUUACAUCAGCCAAGUUUUAUAAAAAUACCGGACAUUUGCUCACGUUUAUUACGUCGUAUUCAAGAUGAAGAAUCGAUACGUAAAUUAGUUUUAGAAACAUUUCAAUUAUUAUGGUUUACUCCAUCUCGUUCGAAAAGUGAUAUACGUACACGUGUUCAAAUUAUCAUUGAUGUUAUACUCGAUUUUAAAAAGCAAAAUUAUCAAUGGUUAGAAAAUUUACUCAAAGAAUUUUUACAUACAAAUGUAACAACAACGGCCAAUGAUUUAGAUCGAAAACGUAUUAAUGAACAACGUAAAGAUGUAUUGAAAUCGAUUCAUGAAAUAAUUGAUGAAUUAAUUGAAUAUGUGCUGAAAAUGGAAUCAUUAACAGUGACGAACGAUAAUGAUCAAGGCGCAUCCGAUAAAAUGGUAUCGACAUUCAUUGCAUUGUAUGCAUUGGGUAAAGCAAAACCUGAAUAUCUAAUACAACAUGUAUCAACGAUUGUUGAUUAUUUAAACAUAAAAUGUACAACACAUAAUGAUAAUACAAUUGUACAAUAUGUGGCAAAAAUUUUAGAAUUCACUGUACCAUUAAUGAAAUCAGCAUCAGAGACGUUGAUAUUCAAAUUGGAAGAAAGUUUAACUAAAUUAUGUCUUGUCAGUGGACAAAUGGUUAUAUUCAGCAGUAUUGCUUGUCUAUGUGCUGUAAUCAAUCGACUAUCAAAAAAUUUCCAACUGAUUAAAGAUUGUUUCAAAAAAUAUUAUGCUUAUGCAACAGAUCGGCAAACAUAUUUAAAUAAUAGUCCCGAUAUGGAAUUGACAACUCAAGAAAGCGCUCAUUUAUCUCGUUCAUUGUAUAUAUUGGGUGUUUUAUGUAAAUAUUUUGAUAUUGAUUCUUUAGAUUUUGAAGAUUUUGAUCUAUUUACCGUUGAUGAUUUAUUUCAACUGUUUAUCUAUUAUAUUAAUCAUGAUUGUAAUCAAAUUAAACAUAAAUCAUUGAUUGGUCUAGGCUAUUAUUUACAACGUUAUGGACAAUAUUUACUUCAAGAUACUGUUCGUCAUUUGUAUACAUCAUAUUUAAUUGAUGAAAAUCAAUUAAAAAUUAUCCGUUGUCAAAUAUUAACAAAUUUAGAAGAUUAUUUUCGUGAUUGUAUACGUCGAAUUUCAGAAGAAGAUAUUGAACAUACAAAAAAACGUCGACAAAAUAGCGAUGGACAACAACAAAAUGGCACAACAACCAAAGAUAAUGAUGAUAUGGAUAAUAAUAAUGAUGAAGAUAGUAAUCAGAAAAAACAACGGAAAAAAAGUGGUGGUGGUGGUGGUGGUGGUGGUGGCGCAAAUGAAGAUUAUUCAAAUUUAAAAGAUACAUCUGAUAUUCAUUCUGAAAUGGCUAGUUCUAUUGCUCAAUGUUAUUUACGAACAAUAUUAGAUACCUAUUUAACACCAAUAACAGCAAUUCGACAAUGUGUACGUAAAGUUGUUAAUUGUAUUUUGGAACAAGGUCUUGUACAUCCCGUUCAAUUUAUACCAAAUUUAAUUGCAAUGACAACCGAUAAUGAUUUAACGGUACAACAAAAUGCUGAACAAAAUUUACAAGAAUUAGAUAAAACACAUCCGGGCAUUAUUCAAACAAAAGUCAUGCAAGGUUUAAAAAUGUCCUAUCAACUCCAAACGUUAUUAAUUAGUUCUGUAUCAACAACAAAUAUUAUUCGUGGUAUGGCUGUUAUACCGAAUCAACAACAACAACAACAACAACAGCAACAAACACAACAACAAUAUUGGAGUUGUAAUCAUUUUCUGUACUCAUUGAUACGAACAAAUCGAACAUAUCGAAGAGGUUUACUAACACAAUUAUUAAAAAUGUUCGACGAUACAACAACAUCAUCUCUAGAAGAACAAUUAUUUGUUGCCGAUAAUUUAGCCUAUUUUCCAUAUCAAGUUCAAGACGAACCCUUGUUUAUCAUUCAGACAAUUGAUUUGAGUGUUAGUGUGAAUGGUGCUGGUAUACUACAACAAUUUCGUGAAAUACUUAAACGACAAAUUACAAGUAGUGAAAUAGAAGAAGAUGAUGAUGAAGAUGUUAUGUUAAUGGAAAAAGUUUUAUCAUAUUCAAAUGCUGUUAUAUCGGAAUUAUACACAUGUAUUCGUUCAUCGAAAUCUUGUUUAUUAUUACUUUUAUUAAAGCAAUAUUUGAAAGAUGUUUACGGUGUGAAUGAUACAAAAGUGAGUGAAUAUGAUCAAACAGAAGCACAAAAAGUAACCGAUCGUCCAUUGACAACAAGAAAAGUUCAUUUAAAAUUUCAUCCAAAAUAUAUUAUAAAUUAUAUUAAUGAACAAUUACAAACUGUUCGUGUUACGUUUUCGGAUGACGAUAAAAAACAAUUGGUAAAAGAUUUUCAAGAUUUUAAAGCAUAUUUAUUAGCAUUUGACAUCGAAACACCAGCAAAUCCAGUGGCGGAUGAUGAUGAAAGUAGUAAUAUGAGUGAUGAAAUAAAACCUAUAACAAAACAAACAUCGGCAACUACUCAACAUCAACUCAUUCUUCAACCAACAUCAUCAACAUCAUCUAAAAAAAAGAAACAAUCAAAAAAAAAAUCAAAAAUGAAAAAACGGAGCACAUCGUCGAAUAAAGGUGAUGAAUCGGACGAUGCUGACAAAGACAAUUUUGUAUGA
Didymodactylos carnosus is the source of this 5478-nucleotide messenger RNA. The record is from the annotation of a GenBank genome assembly. NCBI's taxonomy places the organism in Eukaryota, Metazoa, Rotifera, Eurotatoria, Philodinida, Philodinidae.